Molecule: messenger RNA, 1225 nt
Organism: Fusarium redolens
Lineage: Eukaryota; Fungi; Ascomycota; Sordariomycetes; Hypocreales; Nectriaceae
Exons: 1
Coding region: 127-900 (257 amino acids)
Source: RefSeq, a predicted model, not a curated record
UAAUUGGAACACGAAUCUUUUUCACGAUAUAAACUUCUUGAUCCUACAAGUAUAAAUAAGUCUCCUGUAUCAAGCAUCCCACCUUUGAACUCCUCAUUUCCAAGCUCGCAAUAUCAAAAGCCCAACAUGUCCGAAACCGUGCCCGUGUCGCAACCAGGCAUCGGGGACCCUUUCCAACACCUCGCUUCCGAAAUACGAGAAAUGGUUAUAACAUAUCUUGGCUCUUAUGAAAAUCUCGACUGUCUAUGUUUAGCUUCACCUAUCAUCAGAAAGGAGCGACAGACAAGUACACUGCUGCUAACAUCAGAAUCAUUGGAACGCAAAUUCGGCGGUUCACGCAACGGCGCUUUCGUCGAGGCUCAUAUAUACUUGUUGCUUUCCAAAAACGGUCUGUCUGAUAAGGACUUCGAGCUCUGGCAGAGGAGGAAGCUUCCACAUCCGCUGUUUUCAACGCGACCAGACAUGGUGUUCCGAAUGAACGCUCUAUACCACCGCCUGAUGGACUGUUUCAACUUUGGUCCUGAAAUUGUCCCGUGGUUCAUUCAAAAAUUGCCUUACAGUGUGUUCGCUUGCUACGCUGCUCAGACGUUUGGAAACAAGGGGGAGAGGUUUCUGGCGUCACUAAAUGGUGCAACAGACGUCAAGAAAGGACAGAUCCUUUUCUUUUUGCUUUCGCUGAACAUGGCGGGAGAAACAUACAUAUGCGAGCAUGAGGCUUCCCGGAGGCAAUACUGUGAGCAAUUUUUGAAGUUGAAGGGUCAAGAAAUUGUCAUUUGCAAGUCGUCAUUCCCCAUCUUGAGUAAAGAAGGAAAAAAUGCGCAAAGCUUUAUGCAGGACCUUAUGUGCGACGUACACAGAGUGAUGGUGUUUGGAAGCAGAAUUCGACUUGUUCGGCAUUGAGUGAGGGACGAUGGAGGAAGAAACAGAGGAACAAGAAUCGGCUCGAUUCUACCUAGCUUCUUUUGAAGGUUAAUCUGCUCUCGCAACCCAUCUUGCUAGGCUCAACGCGCGAUAAUGGGUGCAGCCUAAGCAGAAACAACCAGAGAAUCACGCCGUACUCGAUAGUAUCGAGUCGAUACUGCCGAGCCGUAUCCAAACACCCCUUCUACCAAAGCAAUUUAGUACCCAAUCACACAAUCCAUCUUACAAAGGAGGGUGACAACGUUUGAACCGACGCAACACCAGUCGUUGGAUAAUUGGUUGAUGGUGGGCUACCCCGCGUUUC